This is a messenger RNA of Scatophagus argus, 9334 nucleotides long. RefSeq names its product voltage-dependent T-type calcium channel subunit alpha-1H-like. Gene Ontology annotation, cellular component: plasma membrane; voltage-gated sodium channel complex; neuron projection. The coding region runs from base 746 to 7531 and encodes 2261 amino acids. Gene Ontology annotation, molecular function: low voltage-gated calcium channel activity; voltage-gated sodium channel activity. NCBI's taxonomy places the organism in Eukaryota, Metazoa, Chordata, Actinopteri, Scatophagidae. Gene Ontology annotation, biological process: membrane depolarization during action potential; positive regulation of calcium ion-dependent exocytosis; sodium ion transmembrane transport. The record is from RefSeq and is a predicted model, not a curated record. The transcript is spliced from 36 exons.
AAAACUUGCUGGAGGAGCUACAGUGUCAUGUCAUUCUGAUUCACUUACCAUUAAACUGUAUGAUGCGGCGGUUCCUCACUGGAAUUACGCUAUGAGGACCAUAAAGGAGUGAUUUAGGUCAACAACGGCAAUUCAAUAAUAAAACCAAAAAAAAAGUUUGGAUGAAAGUGGCUUUGAUUAUUUAGCCGAAAAAAAAUAUACAUAUAAAUAUUAAACAGUGCAUAGUCCUUACUAAUGUAGCCUAGCUUAGUAACACCCAAUCUUCUGGUUGCCAAGGAAACAAAGCGCCCUGCUCGUUUUUGUUUAAGGCAGCCAUGUUUCCGUGAUGGCAAUGGGAAUUUCCCUCCGAAUAACUUAAGCUACGAGCCUCUCGUUUCUACCAACUAAAUUAAAGCUGAGCGAAAGUACCAGAUUAAUUGUCUUAAAGCAUAUUAGUCAACAAUUACUGGAUCCCAGGUUUGACAGCUAGCUCACUAAAACUGGUGUUACUCUGUGAAAUUUGUGUAAAGUUUAUGUCAUUACCGUCAGCCCACAAAGUAAGCAUAAAUCUGUAUCUUUUUUAAACUUUUUAUUAAUAUAUCAAAUUACUAGUAUUUCUCAAGACUACGGUACUUUGUGCGUGUUGCUUCCGGGACUGGACCGUCUUAUUUUGAAGGGGGAGGGAGGAGGCUGAGGACCAGCGGGCUGCUCUCAGAUGGAGCACCAGGGCUCCGGGAGCUCAGGGCGCACGGCGGACCCGGAGUGAAUGGCGCUAGUGGAUGGACGCUGCUCCCCGGUUCAGGCUGUUCACGGCACGGCCAUGAAAGGCACCCAGGAGCCAGAUCCACGUGAGCAGCACAGAGGCCCAACAAAAGAGGAGGGGGAUGAGGACGAGGAGGGGGAGAAAGUGCAUGUGUCAGUUGAGGGAGAGGAGAGGGAGCAGGACGGGGAGGAAGAAGAGGAGGAGGAGGAAAAGGAGGAGCUGCCAUACCCCUCUCUAGCACCAGUGGUUCUUUUGGCUCUGACCCAAACCAGCCCGCCUCGCUCCUGGUGCCUUCGAGCUGUCUGCCACCCAUGGUUUGAGCGCGUGAGCAUUUUGGCCAUCCUGCUGAACUGUGUGACUCUAGGGAUGUUCCAGCCUUGUGACCACACCCCCUUCCUGCUGCAGGCUCUGGAUGAUGGGAUCUUUGUGUUUUUUGCCGGGGAAAUGCUGGUGAAGAUGGUGGCUCUUGGGGUCAUAGGUCAGAAUGGUUACCUAGGCGACACAUGGAACAGAUUGGACUUCUUCAUUGUUAUAGUGGGAAUGCUGGAGUACUCGCUUGAUGGACACAACGUCAGCCUAUCAGCUAUCAGGACCGUCCGUGUUCUCCGCCCACUGCGAGCCAUCAACAGAGUUCCCAGUAUGCGUAUCCUGGUGACUCUCCUACUAGACACACUUCCCAUGCUGGGCAACGUGCUGGCACUGUGUUUCUUUGUCUUCUUCAUCUUCGGCAUCGUUGGCGUGCAACUGUGGGCGGGGCUGCUGAGGAACCGCUGUUUCAUGGGAGAGGAUGUCAAGAUGAGAUAUAACAUUUCCUUCCUGAGUGGCUACUAUCGGCCAGAUGGCACCGAUGACCAUCCCUUCAUCUGCUCAACUGAAAGAGAAAAUGGGAUGCUUCGCUGCUCUGAUGUGCCUCGCCGCCGUGUAGCUGGGACUUCCUGCUUCCUGGGCGCUGAUGAGGCCCAUGCAGAGAUGGGACCUAGAGUGGAUGAACCAGUGCCAUGUGUAAACUGGUUCCAGUUUUACAAUGAGUGUCGAGCUGGGGAAUUAAAUCCACACAAAGGAGCUAUUAACUUUGAUAACAUUGGAUAUGCAUGGAUCGCCAUUUUUCAGGUAAUUACUCUAGAGGGUUGGGUAGACAUCAUGUACUACGUUAUGGAUGCACAUUCUUUCUACAAUUUCAUCUACUUCAUCUUCCUCAUUAUAGUGGGCUCUUUCUUCAUGAUCAACUUGUGCCUAGUUGUCAUAGCAACCCAGUUUUCUGAAACGAAGCAGAGGGAACACGCCUUAAUGAAAUCGGAGCAGCGCGCCCGCCAGCUCCACCAAUCAGCCUCCACGCUGGCCAGUGACAGCCAACCAGGAAGCUGCUACGAGGAGAUCAUCCGCUACCUGGCGCACCUGGGUCGCAAGGCGUGGCGACGACUGUCCCGCUGCUAUGCUCAGACGCGCACGCACUUUCAUUGCGUGUGCAUAUGCCAAAAAGGCAGAGGUGGCGGAGCUGCCAGAGCGGGCGGCGUCGGGGAAAUGAACGGACUUGCCCACCGACACUCCGGCCACGCUCCCAAUGACCUGUCACACCUUCAUCAGCUUUAUCAUCAUCAUCACCAGCAUCACCACCAGCAUCAUCAGCCUCAGUCUGAGCCUGCUGUCAGUAACGGAGGGAAUGGUUUUAAUUAUCCCUUCAUUUCGCCCCUCUUCAGUCACUUGGAUCCAAAGGGCUGGAACCAGAAGAGGCUGGCUGCCACAGAGACUGUCAACAGACUGCCACAGCUAGUGGCAGAGCAUGGUGGAUGUGCUGGGCAUCCUGUAUUACCGCUACCAGGUGAAGUCCCAGGAGAGUCUUCAGUAUGCCCGUACUGCAUCUAUUACAACCAACUUAACGAUGGUGAAAAUGUUAACGAUCAGACUGAAGACCAGCAUCAUGGCUACAGCAACUCAUGCCAUGGCAACAGCCCGUGUCAUAGUAACAGCCCGUGCCAUUGUGGCAGCCCCUGCCGCGGUGAUGCACAGGUGUCUGAGCCAAAGACAAGGCUGUGCAAGCGUUGCUGGGCGGGACUCCGAACUAAACUCGAUCUCAUUGUUGGCAGCAGAUACUUCAGCAGAGGAAUCAUGAUUGCCAUCCUUAUUAACACACUGUCGAUGGGCAUAGAGUACCACGAACAGCCGCAGGAGCUGACAGAUGUUUUGGAGAUCAGUAACAUGGUGUUCACAAGUCUGUUCAGUCUCGAGAUGCUGCUGAAGCUCCUGGCUCUUGGGAUCUUUGGCUACAUCAAGAACCCCUAUAAUGGCUUCGACAGCGUCAUUGUCAUCAUCAGUGUGUGGGAGAUUGUGGGUGAGGCAGAGGGAGGCUUAUCGGUGCUGCGUACCUUCCGUCUGCUGAGAGUUUUGAAGCUGGUCCGGUUCCUUCCUGCCCUGAGGAGGCAGUUGGUGGUGCUGAUGAAGACCAUGGAUAAUGUGGCCACGUUCUGCAUGUUGCUGAUGCUCUUCAUAUUCAUUUUCAGUAUCUUGGGGAUGCAUCUGUUUGGCUGUAAAUUUGGUUUGCGACACGACAGCGGAGACACUUUACCUGACAGAAAAAACUUUGACUCUCUGCUCUGGGCGACUGUCACUGUGUUUCAGAUCCUCACCCAGGAGGACUGGAACGCGGUGCUCUAUAACGGGAUGGCCUCCACCUCGCCGCUGGCUGCUCUCUAUUUUGUAGCCCUCAUGACCUUUGGCAACUACGUCCUCUUCAACUUGCUUGUAGCCAUUUUGGUUGAGGGCUUUCAAGCCGAAGGUGAUGCUAACAAAUCUGAGACAGAUGACGAGAGACAAUCCAUCUCUUAUGAGGAUGAGGAGAAGUUGAGAGAGCUGUAUGCUGCAGAGCUCAAGAUCCAGGCCAUGAUGUUGAGCCCCAAUGGUCUCCUGAACCCCAAAGCCUCCAUGCCCCACCCUCCUCCUCCUCCUCUGCCGGUCAUCACACACACUGCUGCCACACCCACCAUAAACUCCGUCCAGUCGCGCCGGGCGAGUGCAGCCUCCAUGGACAUCAACAGCAUUGAGCAGAGGUCUCCGCUGUCUUCACAGUCUUUGUGGGACGGCGGGCCAGAGAGCCGUCGCUCCAGCUGGACCAGCAUCGGCCGAGCCCCCAGCCUCCACAGGAAGAGCCAGUCGGGGGAGAUGGAGUCCCUGCUGUCCGACACGCACUCAAGCUCCAACUUCAGCAGCAGGGAGCAAUCUCUGGACCAGCCAGAGUACCUGCAGGUGCCUGCGCUCCACCCGCCCGACUGCAAUGGCACCACCUUUCACCUGUCCGACCUCUGCUACGACGACGCUCCUCUAACCACGCACUACCACAGCGACCAGGAGGACGACGAGACUGAAGAGAGUUUAUGUAAGAAGCUGAAGAAGAUACUGGAGCCAUAUGAGCCUCAAUGGUGCCUGGAGCAUGAAGAGUGGUCUCUCUAUCUGUUCGCUCCAUGCAACCGGUUCAGGUUGUGGUGUCAGAGGGUCAUAGGUCACAAGAUGUUUGAUCACGUCAUCCUCCUCUUCAUCUUCCUGAACUGCAUCACCAUUGCACUGGAGAGACCUGACAUACAGGCCAACAGCAUGGAGCGGGUGUUCCUCAGUGUGUCCAAUUACAUCUUCACUGUGAUCUUCGUGGGUGAAAUGAUGAUCAAGGUGGUAGCUAUGGGCCUGUACUUUGGACAUGGCGUGUACCUGCAGAGCAGCUGGAACAUCUUAGACGGACUGCUGGUGUUUGUGUCGCUCGUGGACAUCCUGGUCUCCAUCGCGUCAGCAAGUGGUAAUCGAAUCUUAGGAAUCCUCCGUGUGCUUCGUCUGCUCCGCACACUGCGACCACUCAGGGUGAUAAGUCGAGCUCCUGGUCUAAAACUGGUGGUGGAGACUCUGAUCACAUCUCUCAGACCCAUUGGGAAUAUUGUCCUCAUCUGCUGUGCUUUUUUCAUUGUGUUUGGAAUUCUGGGAGUCCAGCUCUUUAAAGGGAAGUUCUUCUACUGUGACGGGUUUGAUGUGAGUAACAUCACCAAUAAAACGCAGUGUCUGGAGGCAGGGUACCGCUGGGUUCGACGGAAAUACAACUUUGACAACCUCGGGCAGGCGCUGAUGUCACUGUUUGUGCUGUCAUGUAAAGACGGCUGGGUCAGCAUCAUGUAUGACGGCCUGGAUGCUGUCGGAGUGGACCAGCAGCCAAUAAGAAACAACAACCCUUGGAUGCUGCUGUUUUUCAUCUCUUUCCUCCUCAUCGUCAGCUUCUUUGUGCUCAACAUGUUUGUGGGCGUGGUGGUGGAAAACUUUCACAAGUGUCGCCAGCAGCAGGAGGAGGAGGAGGCGCGGCUGAGGGAGGAGAAGCGACAGAGACGUUUGGAGAAAAAGAGGAGAAGGGCCCAGGAGAAGCCAUACUAUGCUGACUACUCCCCACUGCGCCGAUCCAUCCACACGGUGUGCACCAGCAACUACCUGGAUCUCUUCAUCACCAUCAUCAUCUUCACAAACCUGCUCACCAUGAGCAUGGAGCACUACAACCAGCCUCAGUACUUUGAGGAGAUACUGAAGUACUGCAAUUAUGUCUUCACGGUGGUUUUUGUCAUCGAGGCAAUACUCAAACUGAUCGCUUUUGGCCUGCGCCGCUUUUUCAAAGAGAGAUGGAAUCAGCUGGACCUUGCCAUCGUGUUGUUGUCCAUCAUGGGAAUCACCCUGGAGGAAAUAGACCUGAAUGCUUCCCUCCCCAUCAAUCCCACCAUCAUACGCAUCAUGAGAGUCCUAAGGAUAACAAGAGUGCUGAAGCUGCUGAAGAUGGCUACAGGAAUGAGAGCUCUGCUGGACACAGUGAUACAAGCUCUGCCUCAGGUGGGGAAUCUGGGUCUGCUCUUCAUGUUGCUGUUCUUCAUCUAUGCAGCUCUGGGAGUUGAGCUCUUUGGAAAACUGGAGUGUUCAGAAGAAAACCCGUGUGAGGGUCUCAGUCGUCACGCUACCUUUGACAACUUUGGCAUGGCCUUCCUGACGCUCUUCAGGGUGUCUACCGGGGACAACUGGAAUGGGAUUAUGAAGGACACAUUGCGAGAGUGUCGUCCAUCAGAUCGCCACUGCCUCUCCUACCUUCCCCUGAUCUCCCCCGUUUACUUCGUCACCUUCGUCCUGACGGCUCAGUUCGUGCUGGUCAACGUGGUCGUGGCCGUUCUGAUGAAGCACCUGGAGGACAGCAACAAGGAAGCACAGCUGGAGGAGAUGGAGGAGAGGGAAGAGAGGAUGGAGAGGGAGAGGGAGAGGGAGAGGGAGAGGGAGGAGGCCAACCGACGCCUCAGCAACGUGUCUGUGGGCGGAGACCUGGGGCUGCAUGUGGACACACCUGCACAGGUGCAGGUUGAGGACGAGGAGGGUUCCCAUGGCAACCUGCUGAGCAUGGGACGCAUGCUGUCUCUCCCCAGCGACAGCUACGUUCAGCCACUCAGAUGCUCCCCUCAUCCUCCCAUUGGCCACGAGGCCUACUCUGGCUACAGCUACUCAGGCUCCAUGUCGUCUCUGGGCUCCAGUGGAGGCAGCUCGCUGCUGCAGGUUCCAGGGGCUCUGCCAACCAUCAGCCAUGCUUCCCUGGGGUCUGGACGCAGCUCGAGGCCAAAGAUCUUCCUCAGCACCUCUCAGAGCAUCGACAGAUAUUCUUCACACAGACUCAGUCCAGCUGACAGUAUAGAGGGAUACAAGUUUAGUCCGGCUCACAGAAUAAACAGACACAGACUCAACUCAGCUCAUAGUAUCGAUGGAUACAAGUUCAGCCCGGCCCGUCGAAUGAGCAGGCACAGACUCAGCUCCACUCAUAGUAUGGACGGAUACAGGCUCAAUCCAGACCACAACACGGACAGACCUAAACUCAUGUCCAGCCAUAGUAUAGACAGACAUUCCUCACUCAGACUGAGUCCCACCUACAGUGCCAGCAGACGUCCUUCUCAUUGGCUCAGUCCUGAAGACAGUUUAGACAGAAACAAGCUGAGUCCCUCGUACGUUCCAGAUAGUUCAGUCCUGAAGAGACCAGCAUCCUUCCGCACUGCAAGCAGACAGUUACGGAGACAGGAGGCUGUGCGCUCUGAUUCUCUGGAUCAGAGCGGCUCAGCUGAUGAUCUGGCAGAGCCUCACCUCACUGUGCCAGCCAUCUCUCCCACACCACCACGGCAGCGAUCCUCCAGUGUACACACACUGAAAUACACACACCCCCAGAGGGUCAUCUCAUGCAGGAGCCACAGCCGGAGCCACAGCGAAACCACUGGGCAAGAACAUGCACCUGAGCAGGUCGUCCGUGGCUCGCAGCCAGAAACAGAUGUCGAGAUGAGUUCUGUCAACCCGCAGAGCCUGUCCAGUCUGAAGGUCCCCAGUGGUGAAUCCACCCUAUCAGCAACGCUCUGUAGUCCCAGAGUGACCGGCCCUGGCCCUGGCCCCGGCCCUGGCCCCAGCCACGGCCUCGAUACCAGCCCCCAGUUAGACGACGCAGACGAGGAAGUCAGUCGCAUUAACAGUUCUGUUCACACGCACUCACACACACAACUUCCUCACAGCCCCUCACACAAAAGCAGACACCUUUCUCCGAGCCCCGGUGAGCACAGGAGCCGCCUCAGCCAAUCGGUGUCUCCGGUGUCUGACAGGAACAGGAAGCAGAGGAUGAGCCCGCCACCAGGAGAGGAGCCGGUCACUAUGGCAACCCAGCUGAUGGACAGCAGUGUGGAGCUGCGAAGGCGGACUCUGUCAUUUGAUGCCAUGACCCUCUCUCCUAACCAACCAGAGGGGAGUUCUGUGGACGACUAAACAGACUCGGUGACACUGGUUGGUUAUUCUCUGAAGUGAAGGAGCCUGAUGUGCUGCUGAAGCACACAAGAGGGGCAGGAGCCGCAAUCCAAAGCAGGAAGGGUACCUGUUUCCUGUUUUGGGCCCCGCCCCUCGCCUCGUCCCAUCCAAUCACAAGGUUUUCACAGGGUGUUUGAGCAGAACUCUUUCAGACUGUGUGUGUACGAGCGUGUAUGUGUUCAAUGACCCUUUGUGCUAUUUGCACACAAGAUGCACAAAAGAAUACAUUUCCUUUUCUUCUAUCAUAGUCUUAGCUUUAGUUCAGACAUAGUAGUCAUUCCCCUGCUAUAUUUACUCAAACUCUGACCUCCUCCUUGCUUGCUCUCCUCCUCCUGCCCUCACUCCCAUCCUUUUCCUUGCACCACAAGCCUUGGUCAGAGUACAAAACUAUCCGAAGGUGCUGCACGGAUCGAGUAACUGACUGAUCGGCUCGUGUGCACAAAGACAUGUUGACAAACAUAACAAGGGGCUGCAAAUCUGCUUCUUUUAAUCUGCAGAUUGAUUUCUUGCCGGACAUUUGAUCUGUUGGACUAAUAAUUAUAAAAUAAUUUCUGAAGGUGAUGUCUUCAGAUAACAUUUUUUGUCCCACCACAAGUCCAAAAUCCCAAAACGUUAAAUAUAUCACAAUAUCAAAAGGGAUUUGUAUUAAUUUUCUGUUGAUUGACUGACCAACCAACCAAUUUUUUCAGCUCGAUCAUCUCAUUCAGUUUUAUGAUCAUCAACUGUUCAAGUAAAAUGUCCUACUGUCGUGCUCCAUGGUGCACAAAUUAUAAUUUAUGUUUACAAAAACUGAUUUUUAAGCGAUAAUCUUAUAAAAGUCAAAGCUGACAAAGAAUUUUAUAUGUAAAUGCAUAAUUUGUAAUUGCACGCUAACACAGAUUACUGCAGGCUCUUAUUCCUUCAGAGCACAAAUUGGACAGCAGCUUGUUGCAACUGGAGCAAAAUCUCACUUAAUGGGAGCUGCGAUCUUUUACAGUCAGAUCAAACACUGAACUCUUUGCGAUGUUUGAGAGACCCACCCGGCCCUGACAGUCAGAAAUAAACAGUUUGCUGAUAAAGCCUCUUAGUUAAAAUCGUGUAGUGUGACCUUGGCUUUCAUAGUUUCUACCUCGCUUUUUCCUGAUCCCACCCGUUUGAAUGUUCAGCCAGUCUGGUUUCUCACCGCCCCCUUCUUUCCUUUUCUCUGUCUUAGUAUUCUCAGGGUAGAGGUAGUUCAGACGCAGGUGAGUAUCAAGCAUGCGAUCAGAGGUCUUCAGAGUUGGAGUGCCCCCUGCUGUCUGAAGCUGGAACUGGCCUGUCUCUCCUGAUGUUUGAAGACAUUAUACUGUACGAGUGACGGGUGCAGGGUGAAAUUUAGACAGAGGCAGGUGUACAGAAGGGCUUAUUCAGGUGAUAUAACGGCGUGUAAAACUUUGUAGGCUAAGAUUAUAUUUUAAUAACGCAGCAGCGAUGAGAUGAGAAUUAUAAAGGUGAAUUUCUACAUUUUUGAAUGUCAAUUUAUCUGCUGGAGCUGGUGAUAAUGAGGAUGGAUGAUGUCAGCGUUAUAGGAUGUUUAUUAUGACGACGAUGACGACUACAGAUGAUGCAAAUGUUCAUAAUAUUGUAUAAUGUUCUGCAGAAUGAAAGCAGGGAAUGACACACGGUAAACUCACCUGCAGUUAAAUUAUUGGACAGUGCUGGAAUAAAACCACUUCCUGUCUGACUUUCAUUUGACUUCAUAACCUUGUGUCUAAAUCUGUUCUUUCCCCCUAUAUAAAGAGGUUA